This is a messenger RNA of Acipenser ruthenus (sterlet), 5249 nucleotides long. RefSeq names its product E3 ubiquitin-protein ligase MARCHF2. The record is from RefSeq and is a predicted model, not a curated record. Gene Ontology annotation, molecular function: ubiquitin-protein transferase activity; zinc ion binding. Bases 318 to 1058 code for a protein of 246 amino acids. Gene Ontology annotation, biological process: protein ubiquitination. Lineage: Eukaryota; Metazoa; Chordata; Actinopteri; Acipenseriformes; Acipenseridae. The transcript has 5 exons.
UACUAGCACUGCCGAACGUAUCUAGCGUCAAAUCAAGCGGCAGCUUACGGAGAUUGCGUAUCAUGUUUCACUGUUGAAAAAAAAAAAAAAGGCAGAAGGAGGUUGUUGUUGUUUGGUGACAGGGAGAAGAAAAACGAGAAAGAGACACGAUGCUGGUGAAACGGAAAUAAUAUAUUUAUCUGUACACCUAUUGGAGAACCUGUACAGAGUGGUUAUAAAUGUGCUUUUAAUCUGCUGGAGAUGGAAAAGGGGACAGCGACCUGCCUGACCAGUGGAGCCUGUCUCUAGAGGGAACACUGCUACCUCCUCGGAGUGCCAUGACCACAGGAGAGUGCUGCCAUCUGCCCGGCUCGCUGUGUGACUGCACUGGCAACGCGGCACUGUCCAAAACCGUGGAGGAGUCCGACAUCCGAAGGGCGCAGUACGUCACACAGGUCACUGCCAAGGACGGCAGGCUCCUGUCCACAGUCAUCAAAGCGCUGGGGACACAAAGCGACGGGCCCAUUUGCCGAAUCUGCCAUGAGGGGGGCAGUGGGGAAGGGCUGCUCUCCCCAUGCGAUUGCACUGGGACCCUGGGCACUGUCCACAAGAGCUGCCUGGAGAAGUGGCUCUCCUCCUCCAACACCAGCUACUGUGAGCUGUGCCACACAGAGUUCACUGUGGAGAGGAGGCCCAGGCCCCUGACCGAGUGGCUACGAGACCCCGGCCCACGCAACGAGAAGAGGACGCUGUUCUGUGACAUGGUGUGCUUCCUCUUCAUCACCCCGCUGGCUGCCAUCUCGGGCUGGCUGUGUCUGCGGGGUGCCCAGGACCACCUCCAGUUCAACAGUCGGCUGGAGGCCGUGGGGCUCAUCGCGCUCACCAUUGCACUUUUCACCAUCUACGUCCUCUGGACUCUGGUUUCAUUCCGCUAUCACUGUCAGCUGUAUACGGAAUGGAGGCGAACCAAUCAGAAGGUCUGCCUGAUGAUUCCUGACGCCAAGGGCGCACACUCUACCCAGCAGUCCUUGCUCUCUGCCAAGCUGAUGAAGAAGACGGCUGACGAGACCAUCGUAUGAAGCCCCCCGGGUGGGAGUGGGGAAGAGGAGGCGUUGGGCUGAGCAGAAUGGACUUGAUCCUCAUCAUGCCUCACACGCCAACUCAAGUUUAAAAAAAAAAAAAAAAAAAUUUAACUAUAAACACUAACCUUCCUCCAAAAUUGCAUUUCCCUUUGAACAAAGCCAACAAAAUCUGAAGUGUUUUCAUGACCCCUUCCUGUUGGUCGGCACAGAUCUUCCAAACAUUGGGUUAAUCCCGCCUACAGGUUUCCCAGUAAAGAUGGGGUCGGAUCGCUUUGAUGGCAUCUACCAGUAUAGAUGGCAUACGUAAUCUUUACCUAAAAUAUAUAUAUAGUUUUUGUUUUGUUCAACGCAGCCUGCUUCAUGUAACGUUCUUUUUUGAUAACCAAUUGCAACAAAUGACUCUUUACAUGCGUUCAAGGCCUUCCAUUUGGGUGGCAACAGUUGGCACUGGAUCUCCUGCCCAGUCUUGGGAGGCUUGGCUGUUCUCCUCCAGGUCUGCUGGAUGAACAGGGUAAAGUGACACGAGAUGGAGAACGUUGUCCGGCCAGCCUGAGUCGGUGGUGGCUUUUACAUGAUCGAAGUGGAGGACGGAGGUUUGUGACGAGUCUGACCUGUUUGAAGUGUAAAAGUGAUUUCUCCUUUCUCCUACACCUCCAUGGUUGCCGGGAGUGACUUAUCGUCCCGUGGAGGGUGCAAUAAACAUUUAGAGUACUGUCCUUCUCGUUCUUGUGGUGUGAAAUGGACACACAAACCCACGGUUUUGCAUGCAUGCACAUAAGAUUGUUUGUUUGUUUGUUUGUAGGGAAGAAAACAUGUUUCUUAAAUCCAAUUUAAAAAAAAAAAAAAUUAUAAUUUAAAGACCCAAGCCAUGCAACUUCCAAAAAAAAAACAAAAAAAAAAAACUGUGCUAUAUUUGAAAGGAGAGGCUCUGGAGACCAGGUUCCUGUGCUUUCAGUGCAACAGGGUCAGUGUGACUGGACACUUGGGAAGAAUUAUUUUUAACCAACACUAAGGUGCUACAGUUAUGUAUACUUAAUCUUUUUUGAAGAAAAACCAUGCAGAAAUGCACUUGCAUAAGAUUAGGUCAAUUUUUAUUUCAGUAUAGUAUGUAUGUGUAAAUUGCUCGUCUGUGCAUCCUAUAAUUUGGGGUGAUUUUUAAGUGUACUUUAAAUCCAUGUUGAUGUUCAGCAAGUAUCUUCUAAUCCACAUCGGUUCGCAUGUGAAGGUGUGCCACAGACGCGAGUCGGGGACAGUGUGGCAUUAAUGCUCUCUGUGGAUCUGAGUGCAAGUAGCCCAGUGGGUACUGGGCUGCAGUGCAGCUGUGCUGUGUGGCACUGGAACACGUGUUCCGUCAGGGGUACGGAUCCUUCUAAUGCCACCUGCACUGGUAACCAAUAGAAUUGCAUUCUUACCACAGGGAAUUAAAUCAAAAGCAUUAGGAUAGAUCCAGCACGGUUUUGUAGUAUCUUUUUUCAUUACAAUAAUUGGAGCAGCAUGGAGGUUUGAACUAUGUUGCAUAGCCUACCUUGCAACCUAUAGACAGUAAAUGUGGACUGAACAAAAAUACUAAUUGGGGACCGUUUGUAAGGAACUAGUUUUUUUGUAAUGCUCCAUAUCUCUCAUUUCAUCAUUUUUAUAAUUUGACAAUGAUGCACUUAAUUGAUGAAGGCUAAAUGAUUCCAUUAAUCUUGCCUGUUGUGCUCUGUCAUUCGCUAUAGGGGUCUCUUGUGCAAUUUUCAUUAGCUUCCUUACCUAUAGCCCCCUUUAGGUAUAUGAAAUUAGAUUGUUACAACUCUUUGUACAGACAUGCACACUGUUAGCGAAUACCCUUAAGAUGAAACCCAGCGAACUACCUUCAAAAUUGAAAACUACCAAAGCUUUAAUUCCGGGGCAAUAGGAGGGAUCGGAAAAAAUCUUACUCCCUAAAAGUGUUUUGAAUCGCGAGCUCCAAUCUGGGAAACUAGGGGAUAAAAGAACUCUUGCUUACAAUCAUGUGUUUUUUUAGUGUUACUUUUCAUUUGUUUUUGUUUUGUUGUGGAGAUGUCAAGCCCCUAGUGUAAGCUGGUGUUGCGUACCCUUUUGUAUUAGUAGACCUCAUCUUGAAGUUUAUUUUGUGUAGUAGAAUAGAAAUGGCCUUGUAGCACUUUGCCUUUGUCUCCCGUCCUUUACCAAAAUGUUGUGGUCACCAGCAAGCUAGCUGAAACUGCUAUGCAAGCAAAAAAAAAAAAAUAUAUAUAUAUGUAUGUAGUAUUUGUAGCAAAGAAAUUCCUAUUCCCUCCCCAAUUCCUCCAUGCUCCCAAACACCUGCGUGUAUCUUUACUGGUGUCAGCAGCCUCAAGCCUGCGGAUGAUUGUGCAAUCGUACUGACUGAGAAAUGCUGCCUGAAAUUAUUUUUAUUGUUUAAAGGCCUGUUUUUAGUAAUGGCACCCAAAGCAAAGAGCAGGGUGUGAUAGAUCUGCACUGUUAAAGAGGUGGUUUUGGUACUAUUUUAAUGAUCUGUGGAAAAUAAAGAAGGAAACCAUGCACAUGGAUUUGAAAGGUUGUGUACGAUGCAGUCGUUGGAGACGGUCAUUUUCAGGGGUCGGCACCGUGUCGCGGCAUAAUCUUGGCUACGGACAAACAAAACUGAGUUCUACACAAUUCCGUGCGUGUUGGACUGCCAUGGACAUGGAUAACUCUUGCCACCGUCAUGCGUGUCCAUGUACGGACAAGUUGCCGACCCCUGGUCUUUUAAGGCAUUUCUUUAAGCACUUGUUUUGUAUAGAUAUUUUUCCGAGUCGGUUAAAUAUCGUGCCAAAGCCUGAACCCCCGUGAAAUAAAAAUAUAUUUAUGUGGCACUUUGAACAAAAAAAUGUUAAAACCUCUAUAUACCAUAGAUAGUGUUUUAAUUGUAUUGUAAGAAAUGGUUCUCUCCUUGAAUGGAUCACGUCCAUAGUAAUCGUUCUACCAGCUGGCAUAGAGUUAACUGCUCCAGUGCCAACUGAUUUUAAAACUGCCUCCUAUUGCUACCCGGGGGUGGAUGGUUAUAGGCAAUUAUACUACUAGUGUUUGUAAAAUAAAUUAAUUAAUUAAUAAAUACAUGCAUUUAAAAAAUCUAAUUUCUGGUUUUAAUUUGUUUAAUCAUUUCUACAUAUUCUACAGAAUAUUUAAAGCAUUCUAUGUUUUUUGGUUUUUUCUUUGUUUUUUUUCAUUAUUCAUAUGCUUGAAUUUCAAUGCCUUUUCAUAGAUGGCUCUCUAUUACAACCACUAAAGGGGCUUCGUGGAGAGCUGGUCCCUCGCAGAGCAGAAUCUUCAAUAAAACUCUGCUCUCUCUAAUCCCUUCCAUCUUUGUUUUGAAAACGCUGAUGGAGAUGAUUAGCCCAUGUUGGUUCCUUUCUGAACAUAUUUAAAUUGCAGAGCUUUUCACUGUGCAAUGUGAGAAUCAAUUUGUAAUCUGUGACCAGACACAGAUGACCCCCUCUAUUAAUCUUCUUAUGAGUGGAUAGGGUGGGGGCAAGGGUGCGUAUUAGUACCAAAACAGUCCAGCACCCGUUUUUUGCUCCCCUGCUGUACAGUUAUUGCUGGGCUCCGAGUUUAGGGUUGCCUGAGGGUACUCGGUCCUGUAUGCCAGCAGGAGUGCGGUGGAGCGAGAUCGCCUGAUCCACGUCCCUGUCUUGACUAGUUAAUAAACCCCUCUGUGUUCUACAUGCAUGUUACCAGUUUCUGCUUCAAGUUUCUUGCAGAAGGAUGAGGAGUGGAGAGACUGUAGAAUUAUUUACUGUGCAUCUGUUCCUGUUUGGCACAGGUUUUUUGUUUUUUUUUCUAAUCUUUUUGAGGCAUUGGAAAGGGAUAUGCCAAGUUGUAUUAGUGUACACAGGUAUAAAAGCAGGUUGGUGUAGUAUGUUUGAAGCAGCUCUUUUGGCUGUUGCACUAAUUGGAUGGUUUUCAGACCCUGUUGCCGCUAUAACCUUCUGCACUUGUAAUCUUUCUAAAGUAGAGAAAGUGAAACCUGGCUGAUAAUUGCCCUCGUGAGCUCUGACUGACGAAGGAAUGCACGAUUAUAGUUUCCUUGCCUCUGCUGCACGAGUGGUUUUCUCUCCAGCAAGCGCUGGCCCCCGGGGGUGGGUUUGCUCAGCUGCAUCACGCUGUAAAUACAUUGUUUUUGCAGUGCGGUUUUAUUUACAGUGAAAUAAAUGGCGUCUGUAAGAA